CAGGUUUGCGCGCUUUAUUAUAAAGAGGACCGUAGCGCUAGGUUUGACCUUGUGGGCGCGACUCUUCCCUCCACGCUCACACUCGUCGUACUCCUAGUCACCAUCCCCAGCUUAAGUCACAAUGAAGAGCGCGUCGUUCUUCUCGGCAUUCGGUGCUAUUCUUCUGGCUACGGUUUCCACGACGUGCAAGGCGAAUGACAAUCACGACCAUGGCCACACGGAUGUUCACGCGUUUAAUGUAUCGUCUCAGACGCUCACCGACCCCUACCCCUACUACUUCCCCGUCUCUGAUGCUCAGAAAGAAGAUGAGACUCCGUUUCCGAUGCCGCUUUGUUAUGGGACGCGGGUAGAGGAGGCGAGUAUCGUGCAGUUGCAGGGGUAUUUGACGGAUGGGACGUUGACGAGUGCGAAGCUGUUGGAGUGUUAUUUGAGGAGGAUUAUGCAGGUGGAUACGUUUGUUGAGGGCAUAAUGGAACUCAACCCCGACGCCUUCGAAAUUGCGCACGCCCUCGACCUCCAACGCUCACAAGACAACUUCACCCUCCCCUCACCCGUAUACGGCAUCCCUUUCCUCGUCAAGGACAACAUCGCCACCAAGGACAAAAUGCAGACUACUGCAGGAUUCUGGGGCCUCAUCGGCUCCGUUGUCCCUCGAGAUGCGCACGUCGUGAAGCUGUUGAGGGAGGCUGGAGCGUUGUUAUUGGGACAUGCGACGCUGAGCGAGUGGGCGGAUAUGAGGAGUAAUAGUUAUUCGGAGGGGUACUCGCCAAGAGGUGGACAAGCGAGAAGUCCGUAUAACCUUACCAUGAAUGGCGGUGGCUCCUCGACCGGAAGCGCAGGUGCCGUCGCAGCCAACGAAGUCACCUUCGCCCUAGGCACCGAAACCGACGGUUCAGUGAUCUCACCCUCCGAGCGUAACGGCCUCGUCGGUCUCAAACCCACCGUCGGUCUUACUAGCCGCAAGGGCGUCAUUCCGGAGAGCGAGCAUCAGGAUACGGUCGGUGUAUUGGCGAGAAGCGUGGCGGAUGCGGCUGCUGUGUUGGGUGUUAUCGCGGGUGUGGAUGAGCGGGAUAAUUAUACGUUGGCGCAGGUGGAGGAGCCAGGGAGGACGUUCACUGAUUACACCCAGUUUCUUGCUAAUUCGAGUGCGCUCGAAGGUGCUGUCUUCGGUGUUCCGUGGGAGAGCUUCUGGGUGUAUGCAGAGGCUGAUAACCUACCUGGCUUAUUCGCGGCUAUCGAGGCUAUCGAAUCUGCUGGAGGCACUGUUUUGAAUGGAACGGAGAUUCCGAACUACGCGACCUUCAUCUCGCCUGACGGCUGGGAUUGGGACUACGGCACCACGCGCGGCUUCCCCAACGAAUCCGAAUUCACGGUCGUCAAAGUAGACUUCUACAACAACAUCAAGACGUACCUCUCCGAGCUCUCGAACACCAACAUCCGCUCGCUCGAAGACAUCGUGGCGUAUAAUUAUGCGAAUGACGGGACGGAGGGAGGCACGGCGGGCGUGCAUCCGGCGUUCAAGAGCGGGCAGGACAGCUUUUUGGCGAGUUUGGAGACGAAGGGGGUGAGGAAUGAGACGUAUUGGCAGGCGGUGGAGUAUUGUAAGAGAGGAGCGGGGGUGGAAGGGAUUGAUGCAGCCCUCAAGUAUAACAAAACGGAUGGUAUCAUUGGCACCCUCGAUGGUCUCCUCGUUCCCUCCAACGUAGGCCAAUCGUACCAAGUCGCCGCCCAAGCUGGCUACCCGAUGAUCACUUUCCCCGCCGGCGUCAACAACAACGCGAUGCCCUACGGCCUCGGAAUCAUGAACACCGCCUGGUCAGAACCACUGCUCGUCAAGUGGGGCUCGGCGAUUGAAGAUCUUCUGAGGACGAAGGGCACGGUGCGACCUACGCCGAAGUGGUGGAUGUACACGACGAAGAAUAUUCCGGUCUUGUAUGAUUCAUGAGACGGAUGGUCUUCGUUAACCGUCUUCCCCUUGCGUCCAAUUGCAGGCUGUCUUGCAAUAUUUUUUGUUCCUUGACAUGGCUAUUGACGGUAUCGAUAUCAGGCACGCCAGGGUCGUUUCAUCCGAGUGGAGGUCACCACGCCUUGAACUGUCCUCGAGAUCUGAUCGCCGAACGACUGAUCUGUCGUCAUUUGAGGCAUUUCACCGAUUUGGCAUGGAUAUCCCCUGGUUUCCUAGGGACCGCCAGGCACGAU
Stereum hirsutum FP-91666 SS1 is the source of this 2199-nucleotide messenger RNA. Its product is annotated as amidase family protein. The transcript has 7 exons. The record is from RefSeq and is a predicted model, not a curated record. Bases 122 to 1945 code for a protein of 607 amino acids. Lineage: Eukaryota; Fungi; Basidiomycota; Agaricomycetes; Russulales; Stereaceae.